UACAAAGGUCAGAGAGCUAGUCAAAAUGACAUGACUGAAGAUGAUUUUGAUUACUCUCAGCAGGCCUAUGAACACGAGAAACCGCCGCGUGUGAAUAAUAAGAAGAUAGAGACCUACCAUAAAUCAAUUUUUGAGGAUAAGAGGAAGAUUGACACUCAGAUGAAAUGGAGGGAUAUGUCGGAUUUUGAAGCCAACAUUUCCGGUUCUGAUGAUGAUCUUAAUGCCCUGCUAAAGGAAGAGGAAGACCUUGUAACUGCUCACCGUAGACAAGUGGAAGAGACAAUAGACAUUGUUAGGGAGGAGAUGGAUCUGCUGGUUGAAGCUGAUCAGCCAGGCAAUCAACUGGAUGAUUAUAUCUCCAAGUUAAAUGCCCUUCUUUCACAGAAGGCUGCUGGAAUUCUUCAACUGCAGACCCAGUUGGCCCAAUUUCAGAGGCGUCUGAAUGAGUAUAAUGUUUUGGUCUCUUCUGGUAAUUGAAUUCAUUAGGGGGGAGACUGAUGAUGAAAAAAAAAACCAUUGUUUGAUAUGGAAUGGAUUUUGUUGAGCAAUUGUUUUGUGUUGCUCAGUUUCUUCCUUGGAAGUUUGGUUUCCAUUAUAUCGAGCCUAGUUUCUGGCUCAACGCUGUUGUUUUGACCUGAGCUAGCGGAAACUUGAUCUGUAAAUAUAUCUGCUCACUUGCACUUUCUGUAAUGCUCUGCGGCAGUAUAAUUUGUCAGCAGUGGAAACACCCUGCUUGGGUUAUUGAGUUUGUUAACAUAGAGCUAUAAAUCACCAGUUAAACGGCUUUUGUGUAAUGGACCAUGCUUGACUCGAAACUUGAAAGUGAUGGAUUCAAUUUGCUAUUUGUUCCCUAACAAACCUUUUUUCCUUACUA
Molecule: messenger RNA, 874 nt
Organism: Corylus avellana
Lineage: Eukaryota; Viridiplantae; Streptophyta; Magnoliopsida; Fagales; Betulaceae
Source: RefSeq, a predicted model, not a curated record